UUUUUGAGCGAGUCCUGGCCGCUGUCCUCUCCGAACUUCACCAUCGUCGACCACAUUCUCCGGCCCCUCUUGCUCACUAUGCUCCGUAACGCCAUUGCACAGGCCGCCAAGCCUGCCCUUCGUGCUAGGACUGCUACCACACUGUCCGCCGGUUUCCCCAAGGCCACCGCUGCCUCUCUUCCUGCCAAGCAGUACGGCGGUGUCUACACUGUCACUUUGAUUCCAGGCGACGGUAUCGGUCAAGAGAUCACCGACUCCGUCAAGGAGAUUUUCGAACACGUCAACGCGCCCAUUGAGUGGGAACAGUACAAUGUCUCCGGCAUGUCCUCCGACGGUGAACAGCUUUUCAAGCAGGCCUUGGAAAGCUUGAAGCGUAACCGUGUCGGCCUCAAGGGUAUUCUCUUCACCCCCAUCUCCCAAACUGGUCACGUCUCAUGGAACGUCGCCAUGCGCCAGCAGCUCGAUAUUUACGCGUCUGUCGUUCUUUGCAAGUCUCUCCCUGGUUUUCCCACUCGCCACAGCAACGUCGAUUUUGCCAUCAUUCGUGAAAACACCGAGGGCGAGUACUCUGGCCUGGAGCACCAGAGCUAUCCAGGUGUUGUCGAGUCCCUGAAGGUCUCGACACGCGCUAAGUCUGAGCGUAUCUGCCGCUUCGCCUUCGACUUUGCCCUCAAGAACAACCGCAAGAAAGUGACUUGCGUCCACAAGGCCAACAUCAUGAAGCUUGGUGACGGUCUCUUCUUGAACACCUUCCGUCGCAUCGCGGAAGAGUAUAAGUCUACUGGCAUCCAAUAUAACGAUAUGAUUGUUGACAACACCUCCAUGCAGCUUGUUGCUCGCCCAGGCCAGUUCGACGUCAUGGUGAUGCCCAACUUGUAUGGUGCCAUUGUCUCGAACAUUGGUGCAGCUCUGGUCGGUGGCCCUGGUAUCGUCCCUGGUUGCAAUGUCGGCCGGGAAUACGCUCUCUUCGAGCCCGGAUGCCGUCACGUCGCCAAGGACAUCAUGGGUACCAACAGGGCAAACCCCGCCGCUAUGAUCUUGUCGGCAACCAUGAUGCUAAGGCAUCUGGGUCUGGACCACCUUGCGAACAACAUUGCCAGCGCAACCUUUGACGUCAUCAAUGGUGGCAAGGUUCGCACAGCCGACAUGGGCGGCUCGGCUAACACCUCUGAGUUCACCGACGCCGUCAUCAAGAACCUGUCUUAGACAAAGGAAGUCCUUUGGAUGACGUGAGCAGGCGAGAAGAAAAUUGAACAGGCGUACCAGGACAUCAUACCUAGAGAUAUUCAUGCUUGUAUCUGUACAAGCUCGUCCUUCUAGAUACACGCCGUGAUUCUCGAAGCAUAAUAUGUAUCGCACACUUACAGCUCGCUAUCUAAUCAGGUAUGCCUAGAAUAGUCGCUAUUUUCAAUUGCAUUGCUACUCAGCACUCAGCACCCGUCCUGUCUUUGGCUGCGGUGUCAGGGAAUCCAGGUCGACGGACGCGAAUACGUCGUCAGCAUCUAUAACUGCUUCGUACUCUUCUAACGUCAUUCCUCGAGACUUCUUGGGUUGAGGCCCGUCAAGGGCAUCGCCUUCUUUCAGCGUUCCUGUGCUGCCGUCAUCGUUCUCGACCUUCACGAUGUCUUCCAUCUUGAUUUUCUGGUCAUGCUGCAGUAUGGCCUCUUUUCGCCUUCGCUCAAGUAUCUUUGAACACCGCACCUCGCCUCUGCCACCCCAUCCGCGCACCUCGGGACGGAAGUCGGCAUAUAGGUAGUAGCCGCGCUUGUUAAGCUCCUCCGGUGGGAAGCUCUCCGCGAGGAGGCGAAGCGCACCGACAACGAACGCUGUAGUCUGCUGGAGUGCACGGGUGAUGUAUGAGAAGGCGGAGGCCGGUGCCACUGGUGACCCAGCGGAGAGUGCUCGCCAACUUGCGUUCGCCGUCCGGUACAAAGGUCUAUGGAGGGGGAUCGAA
Molecule: messenger RNA, 1954 nt
Organism: Phanerochaete carnosa HHB-10118-sp
Lineage: Eukaryota; Fungi; Basidiomycota; Agaricomycetes; Polyporales; Phanerochaetaceae
Exons: 10
Coding region: 79-1206 (375 amino acids)
Biological process (GO): isocitrate metabolic process; tricarboxylic acid cycle
Cellular component (GO): mitochondrion
Molecular function (GO): isocitrate dehydrogenase (NAD+) activity
Source: RefSeq, a predicted model, not a curated record